AUGCGUCCCGAAGUCGAGCAAGAACUCGCCCAUACGCUCCUCGUAGAGCUUCUCGCAUACCAAUUCGCCUCUCCAGUCAGAUGGAUUGAGACCCAGGAUGUCAUCCUACAGGAGAAACGGACAGAGCGCAUUGUUGAGAUUGGCCCCGCCGAUACCCUGGGUGGAAUGGCCCGGCGCACAAUCGCCUCCAAAUACGAAGCAUACGAUGCUGCUACCUCUGUCCAACGUCAGAUUCUGUGCUAUAACAAAGAUGCAAAGGAGAUUUAUUACGAUGUCGACCCUGUAGAAGAGGAACCACAGCCUACACCCACCGCUGCUCAAGCUACCGCUGCUCCUUCCCCUUCCGCUGCUACCCCGGCUACAGCUCCGGUUGCUGCAGCUCCAGCUCCAGCGCCACCUUCCUCAGCUGGGCCUGCUGCAGCAGUUUCUGAUGCGCCAGUCACAGCUCUGGAUGUUCUUAGAGUGCUUGUAGCGCAGAAGUUGAAGAAGCCACUGGCUGAUGUACCAGUAACGAAAGCAAUUAAGGAUCUUGUUGGAGGCAAGUCUACCCUACAAAAUGAAAUUUUGGGUGAUCUUGGAAAGGAAUUCGGUUCGACACCAGAGAAACCAGAAGAUACUCCAUUAGAUGAAUUGGGUGCUGCGAUCCAACCUAUGUUUAAUGGCCAGCUUGGCAAACAAUCUUCAUCACUUGUCGCCAGACUCGUUUCAUCCAAAAUGCCUGGUGGUUUUAAUAUUACUGCUGUUAGAAAGUAUCUUGAAACGAGAUGGGGACUGCAGUCCGGACGACAAGACGGCCUUCUCCUGCUCGCUUUGACCAUGGAACCUGCCUCGCGAUUGGGUUCUGAGGCAGAUGCCAAAGCAUAUUUGGAUGAUGUUGCCAACAAAUAUGCCGCAAAUGCGGGCAUUAGCCUCUCCACAGUUUCUGCUGGUGCAGAUUCAGGUAGCGGAGGCUCUGGCAUGAUGAUGGACCCAGCCGCUAUUGACGCCUUAACUAAAGACCAACGGGCGUUCUUCAAGCAGCAACUCGAACUUACUGCGAGGUAUCUUAAGAGGGACCUGCGGGCUGGCGAUAAAGCUUUCCUGGUGUCUCAAGAGGCUCAAGCUACUCUUCAAGCGCAACUUGAUCUGUGGCACGCGGAACAUGGUGACACAUACGCCUCUGGUAUUGAGCCAUCCUUUGACCCUCUCAAGGUUCGAGUAUACGAUUCGUCCUGGAAUUGGGCAAGACAGGACGCGCUCAGCAUGUAUUAUGACAUUAUUUUCGGCCGACUGAAGGUUGUCGAUCGUGAAAUUGUCAGCCAAUGUAUUCGCAUCAUGAAUCGGUCCAAUCCUCUCCUUCUGGAAUUUAUGCAGUACCAUAUCGACAACUGCCCCACUGAGCGCGGUGAAACCUACAAGCUCGCAAAGGAGCUUGGUCAGCAACUCAUUGAGAACUGCAAGGAGGUUCUCCAUGCCAAUCCUGUCUACAAGGAUGUCGCAAUCCCUACUGGACCUCAAACGGUCAUUGAUUCACACGGUAACAUCAAUUACAGCGAGGUUCCUCGAACAAGCGCCAGAAAACUCGAGCAUUACGUCAAGGCCAUGGCGGAAGGCGGGCCAAUUUCCGAAUACAGCAACCGUACUAAAGUACAGAACGACCUCCGCAGUGUCUACAAGCUGAUUCGCAAGCAGCAUAAGCUCUCCAAGUCGUCACAGCUGCAAUUCAACUCUUUAUAUCGAGAAGUCUUGCGUGCCUUGUCCAUGAACGAAACGCAGAUCAUGCCCCAGGAGAAUGAUAAUGCGAAGAAGGGAAGCCGAAAUAUUUCAAGAUCUCGUAUGAAUGGCAACAUAAAUGGGAAUACACGGCCUGGGAAAGUUGAGACGGUUCCUUUCCUCCAUCUCAGAAAGAAGGAGGCAAAUGGCUGGGAAUAUAGCAAGAAACUCACUGGUAUCUAUCUCGAUGGGCUAGAAUCUGCUGCUCGUGCCGGUCUCAGCUUCUAUGGCAAGAAUGUGUUGAUGACUGGGGCCGGUGCGGGAUCGAUUGGUGCGGCGGUGUUGCAAGGUAUGAUCAGCGGUGGUGCUAAAGUUGUAGUUACCACUAGUCGGUUUUCUCGAGAGGUCACCGGGUACUACCAGACCAUGUACACCCGCUAUGGUGCGCGAGGAUCGCAAUUGGUUGUUGUGCCCUUCAACCAAGGCAGUAAACAAGAUGUCCAAGCUCUUGUCAACUACAUUUACGAUCCAAAGAAUGGCCUAGGCUGGGAUCUGGACUAUAUCGUACCAUUCGCCGCCAUCUCAGAGAAUGGACGGGAAAUCGAUAGCAUCGACUCGAAAUCCGAACUUGCUCAUCGUGUCAUGUUGACCAACAUCUACCGCUUGCUUGGUUUUGUCAAAACGCAAAAGCAGGAGCGGGGCUUCGAAACGAGGCCUGCACAGGUUAUCUUACCUCUUUCUCCCAACCACGGCACCUUUGGUAACGAUGGCCUCUACUCCGAAUCGAAGUUGGGAUUGGAGACGCUCUUCAACCGCUGGUUCUCGGAAAACUGGGCCAGCUAUCUCACUAUCUGCGGUGCUGUGAUUGGCUGGACCCGUUCCACCGGUCUCAUGAAUUCUAAUGACAUCCUUGCCGAAGGCGUCGAGAAACUUGGCGUAUGGACGUUCUCACAACAGGAAAUGGCUUUCAACUUGCUCGGUCUCAUGGCACCAGCCAUUGUCGACCUAUGCCAGAACGAGCCUGUUUUUGCAGAUUUGAACGGCGGCUUCCAAUUCCUGCCCGACGUUAAUGCGCUGAUGAAGAAACUUCGCAGUGGAAUCACGGAAACAAGCACAGUUCGUCAAGCUGUCAUGAAGGAAACCACCCUGGAAAACAAGGUGGUCAAUGGCGAAAGUAGCGAAGCCUUGUACCAGAAGGUCAUCACGGAACCCCGUGCGAAUAUCAAAUUUGAGUUCCCCAAACUGCCCAACUGGAAAGAGGAGAUCGAGCCGCUCAAUGCUAAUCUCAAGGGUAUGGUCAACUUGGAUAAAGUUGUUGUUGUUACUGGUUUUGCUGAAAUUGGCCCAUGGGGAAAUUCCAGAACUCGCUGGGAGAUGGAGGCCUACGGCAAGUUCUCUCUGGAAGGUUGCAUUGAGAUGGCGUGGCUGAUGGGCCUGAUCAAAAACCAUAACGGGCCCAUCAAGGGUAAACCCUAUUCUGGUUGGGUUGAUGCUAAGACCGGCGAACCGGUCAACGAUAAGGAUGUGAAGGCUAAAUACGAGAAGUACAUUCUUGCACACUCUGGUAUUCGUCUUAUUGAACCAGAGCUCUUUAAUGGGUAUGAUCCAAAUAAUAAGGUGCUUCUGCAGGAGGUUAUUUUGCAGGAGGACCUAGAUGCCUUUGAAGCAUCCAAGGAGACGGCUGAGGAGUUCAAACGUGCGCACGGUGAUAAGGUUGAAGUUUUCGAAAUUCCGGACUCAAGUGAAUACACUGUUCGCUUGCUCAAGGGUGCCAAUCUUUUGAUACCGAAGGCUCUCAAGUUCGAUCGCUUUGUCGCUGGCCAGAUCCCAACUGGCUGGAACCCAAAACAUUACGGUAUUCCCGACGAUAUUAUUAGCCAGGUGGAUCCGGUCACUCUUUACGUCCUUGUCUGCACUGCCGAGUCGCUGCUUGCCUCUGGUAUCACUGAUCCGUACGAAUUCUACAAAUACGUUCAUAUCUCCGAAGUUGGUAACUGUAUUGGUUCUGGUAUCGGUGGUUCCCACGCUCUACGGGGCAUGUACAAGGAUCGCUUCUUGGACAAGCCUCUUCAAAAGGAUAUUCUGCAAGAAUCUUUCAUCAACACCAUGAGCGCAUGGGUUAACAUGCUCUUGCUCUCUUCCACGGGCCCCAUCAAGACACCGGUCGGUGCCUGUGCUACGGCUGUCGAGUCUAUCGACAUUGGCUACGAAACUAUUGUCGAAGGCAAGGCGCGUGUGUGCCUUGUGGGUGGCUUUGAUGACUUUCAGGAAGAAGGAUCGUAUGAGUUCGCAAACAUGCAGGCUACCAGCAAUGCGGAGAAGGAAUUCGCCCAUGGCCGCACACCGCAGGAAAUGUCCCGACCCACUACCACGACUCGGAGUGGAUUCAUGGAGUCUCAGGGUUGCGGUAUGCAGUUGAUCAUGAGCGCGCAGCUUGCGCUGGAUAUGGGUGUGCCCAUCUAUGGUAUCAUUGGCUUCACCGCGACCGCCACGGACAAGAUUGGCAGAUCCGUUCCGGCUCCCGGGAAGGGUGUUUUAACCACCGCCCGUGAGAAUGCUGGCAAGUUCCCCUCGCCACUUUUGGACAUUAAGUACCGUCGUCGCCAGCUUGAGCUCCGAAAGGCUCAAAUUAAACAAUGGCAGGAGUCGGAGCUUUUGUACUUGAAUGAAGAAGUCGAGGCGAUGAAGGCGCAGGCCGUCGAGCCUUUUAACGAAGACGAGUAUAUGCAGGAGCGAGUCGAACAUAUUAAACGUGAGGCUAUUCGUCAAGAAAAGGAUGCUGCGUUUAGCUUGGGCAACAAUUUCUGGAGACAGGAUUCUCGCAUCGCUCCUCUUCGUGGUGCACUCGCGACCUGGGGUCUUACAAUAGAUGAUCUCGACGUUGCUUCUUUCCAUGGAACGUCCACUGUCGCCAACGACAAGAACGAGUGCGAUGUCGUCUGCCAGCAGAUGAAGCAUCUGGGACGGCAGAAGGGCAACGCCCUCUUAGGUAUAUUCCAGAAGUACCUCACCGGCCAUCCCAAGGGUGCUGCAGGUGGUUUCAUGUUCAACGGCGCUCUCCAGGUGUUGAACAGCGGCCUUGUCCCCGGCAACCGCAACGCCGAUAACAUCGACAAGGUCAUGGAGAAGUUUGAUUACAUCGUCUAUCCAAGCCGAAGCCUGCAGACGGACGGCAUCAAGGCGUUCUCCGUCACAUCCUUCGGAUUCGGCCAAAAGGGAACCCAGGCCAUCGGCAUUCAUCCCAAAUAUCUUUUCGCCACUCUCGACCAGGCCACCUUCGAAUCCUACAAGUGCAAAGUCGAAGCGCGGCAAAAGAAAGCAUACCGCUACUUUCACAACGGCCUGAUUAACAACAGCCUCUUCGUCGCGAAGGAUAAAUCACCCUAUGCCGAGGAGAUGGAGUCGAAGGUCUUCCUGAAUCCGGAUAUCCGCGUCGAGCUCAAUGAGAUGACAUCAACACUCGGUUACGUUGGUAACGACCGCAAUGGCAACGGUAACGGCAGGAAUAACAAACAAAAGACGGAGGCUGAGGAUGUGCAGAUGCAACAGACGCGGCAGAUGGUUGAGUCCCUUGCCAAAGCGACCGCGGCGGAGAACUCUAAAGUGGGCGUUGAUGUCGAGAGUAUCGCUUCCAUCAACAUUGAAAAUGAGACAUUCAUCGAGCGGAAUUUCACGGCUAGUGAGCAGAAAUAUUGCCGUGGUGCUCCCUCGCCGCAGGCUUCGUUCGCUGGGCGCUGGAGUGCCAAGGAAGCUGUGUUUAAGAGUCUGGGUGUUGAGGGGAAAGGGGCUGGGGCGCCGCUGAGGGAUAUUGAGAUUGGAGUUGAUGGGAAUGGGGGGCCAGUUGUUACUUUACAUGGUGAUGCAGCAGCUGCUGCCAAGAAGGUUGGUGUUAAGGAGGUUUCUGUUAGUAUUAGCCAUAGCGAUACGCAGGCUAUUGCAAUUGCAAUGUCGAAGUUUUGA
Messenger RNA from Paracoccidioides lutzii Pb01, 5652 nucleotides. Its product is annotated as fatty acid synthase subunit alpha reductase. The record is from RefSeq and is a predicted model, not a curated record. The transcript has 3 exons. Gene Ontology annotation, cellular component: fatty acid synthase complex. Gene Ontology annotation, biological process: long-chain fatty acid biosynthetic process. Gene Ontology annotation, molecular function: 3-oxoacyl-[acyl-carrier-protein] synthase activity; 3-oxoacyl-[acyl-carrier-protein] reductase (NADPH) activity; magnesium ion binding. The coding region runs from base 1 to 5652 and encodes 1883 amino acids.